AAAUUGCAAUUAUUAUACGAGUGUCGAAAUAUUCAAAUGUACGUACAACACGCUAUCGAUUUCUCCUUUCUUCCGAAUAUCGUCCUCCCUGCGAUGAUCAAUCAAUAAUCUCUUUCUGUAAAAUCGUUUUUGCCGACUACUCCCACGAAUUUCCUGCGCGUAUGCACACACUCCACACAUCCGUGUUCGUCAAGUUACGAGUAGAAACAGGUUUCGUUGCUGCUUAGUUCGUCAACGUACGUUUUCUUUCGUUUUGUUAUAAUCACCGAUUUCGAUUCGUCCUCAAGAUUUUUCUAGGAUGGGAGGGCACGGAGAAUUUUGUACCCACGGCUGCGAACAAUCGGUCGUCCCGUGAGAACGCGAAAAGAAACAGUCCGCGAACAUACUUAUCGGCAGUUGAUCUACGGACAAAACCAAGAACCAAGUUCUUGCCGGUUUAAAACAAUGGUGCAUCCUUGUCGAGCGUGUUAUAUCGUUAUAGAUAACGUAGAUAAUGCGCUUCCGGCACGCACAAUACGUUUCGUAUACACUCGCACACGAACCGCCAUCUUUCUAUCGAUUCUCCUUUCGAUUCUCGAGCGUGUAGGAAUAUCGUUACUCGAAGAGCGUAAACUAAGUAUGCGGGCGUGUCACAGCGGCGAGGGCGGGCAGCUACUACAAUAACAGUAUAAGCAUAGCUUCGCCCAAAUUUUCUCUAAUUUUUCCUUACGUCGCGCGUACCUAAUACAUAUGAUAUACGCAUUACGGAGAUGGAAAGAAAUCUCGUAGAGACUGCUCUCUGUCGCUCAUCGUCACGCGCUGCUUCACAUUGUUUUCUUUCUACGUAUGACAUUUUCGGCCUAUGCGCGCGCUUAACUUUACGACAGCGUCGAGUUCAUCGAAAACGACCAUUCCUUCCAGAGGUCCUUCUCCCACUUUCGCGGUAAACGUAGAUACGUAACGUAUUCUAAUAUUGGACGAGACGUCGAUGUCAAAUUUUAAUCGAGAGGCUGACACUUUUAUCAGGGAAUUCUUAACGAUGGGGCCGAAUAAUGGCAUUGCCCGUGCGACGAUGCGACAACCCAUGCACUUAGACCGUGAUUACUCACCCGACUAACUCGUUAAAGGCGUCGCUGUGAUCGAAUUAAGGUCGGACAAGAGUGGAACUUUUCUCGCCAUGAUUAAGUGGGUCGUUGCUAAAACGUUAUUGGUUGAUUAGCUUUAUCCAUGCUACUAUCGGACGGUGUGUCCCUUAUGUUUCUCACUUUGACUGUGCCUCUCGCAUUUCGUAUUCUAUCGAACACGUACCAUUUUGUUCUUUAGUGCAGAGAACGUGUCGUCGCGCCAUCAACGUCAUCGUAAUAGUCGCCGUCAAAUUUAACCCGUGAAGAAGUCAGACGGAGAGGAUCGAAGGAAUAAUCGUGAAUCGUGUCGCGUCAUCGAUUUCACCCAUGGUUCUUUCGUGUAACAUUUUAUCUAGACGCGGUCGAUCGUCAAAAGAUCGAAACGAUAUGUGAGAAAUAUUCCCUGUUAACUCGGAACAAACGAACGAUCGAAUGACAGAGCACUGCCAUGGAUCUUGGUACUUUCGUAUAAUAUCUGAAAAGAUGAAUGCCCCGCCGCCGGUAUACGCAUCUUCCUGCCCUACGUUGCAGUCGAACCUGUCGCUGCACAGUUCUUCCUACUACAGUGAAUACAGUGGAGCUGCGAGGAGGCGAUUAUCGUCGACGGGAGAGGCAGACACCUCGGCCACGUCUAGCUAUGAAGGUAGCGAUAGUUCUGAAAACAGCGACGAAUCGCGUUUGGAGCCAGUGAGCCAGAUGGAACGGGAACAACUCGAAACGUUUUUCAGGGGUUUGAAGUCUCAGGUGUUCGUUUGCGAGUCGUUGGCCAACUUGUAUCUGGGAAGCGCGUCGCAAACCGAAAGAUGGGAGCUUCGGUUUACCGGCAUACCCGUGGUAGUUUUGGAUCUUGGAGAAACCCGAUCGAGAUCCAAGAGGCGGAUUCAAAUUCUGUUGGCAGAACGUGGCACUUGUUUUACUCUUUGGAGGGAGACCAUCGACAAUUUGUCGUCGUACAAGGUAUCGGGCCCGGCUUUUCAUACGAUGUGUCUUUCGUCCGAUCACACGCGCCUCGCGGGACUCAGCUUCGAUAAUCCGAAAGCCGCGAACGACCUUUGGCAACACAUAGAAAGACUCGUUUCUUGUCCAGAGAACAUUAGUCUCUCGAUACCAGGGAAGAAAAAGAAGAAGCCCGUGCAGAAGAAAGUGGUUUUACCGGCCAAGAGUAAUAUCAGCCAACCCUGUCAAUUUCAGCACGUAACGAGCGUCGACGCUGCCGAUCGAUCUCGAUAUUUUUCCCUUCAAACUAUGGUGCCGCCUUUGAACGAGCUAGAAAAUUCUUUGGAAGCAAAUUUUUGAGAUAACGAGAAGCCGGGCAAUCGUUCAGAUUCGUAGAGUUGUUCAGAUUCUGUCGCGUUGCUCGUUCAUCUAUUGCGCCUAUGUUCUAGGCGGAUCUAUGUAUCCGAUAAGAUAAGAUUACCUGAAAAAUAUGGCAUAUACCCUUCGAGCUUUCGAGGACGAACAAAAUCAGACGAUUUGCCAGAUCUAUCGCCUUUCUACUGCGUUUUAUCUCGAUAUAUAAUAUCGCAGGAGAAGAAAGCAAAAGGAACGUAUCAAUUGAUCUUUGUUCUUCUGCCUUUUCUCUUCUUUUUUGGUCUUCCUUCUUUUCGUAAGACUAAAAGGAAAAAACAACUAAUCAGAAGAAGAAGAAGAAGAAUCGUUAUGAAUCUCGAUCGCUCGGAGAUGCCUGAGAAGCAAGAAAUUCUCGAAUCGAGAAGAAGAAAAAUCAAAACAAAUAGCCUAUUAUUCCUUCUACUAUAAUCGUAACUUUCGAAGGUUUGUGUUCUUAAGAAUAUCGUUGAAUUCAACGAUUUUGCUCGAAGAAGCACAACCCAUGGUACAUACAACAUCUCGUCUUUGAAAUACUUGGUGCGAGUUUAAGAGUUUAUUUAAGAGUUCUUGUAAUAAUAUUCUCUUGGAAACAUUUGGCAUCCAUCAUUAACGAGCGAUGCCACGCUCAUUUCGAUCGUUGUCUUCACAUUUGUCGUUAAAGUUCGCUGUAGUUGUAUCGUCAGUGAGUUUUAUGCGGCACGACGAAUUAAAAUGUUAAUGUUAUAUACGAGUCGUUCUGAAAUUUAAAAAAAUUCCCGUUUGAACAAAUUCGAAUGAAUUCAAUACAUGUACGUACUAUAUAUAUAUAUAUAUAUAUACUAUACGUAGUGUGGGUGGGAUAUAAAACACGAGUCGAGGGAAGCGAAAAGAAAAUCGAAGGCAUUUUUCAGAUUUUCUGGAUUUUUAUUGUGUCGCAUCCUAACGGUUUCACGACAAAAUGCUUCCUUUUUUAAUAACGCGUUCGAAUGCUCAGCCAAGAAAUUUUAUCACUCUUCCAACGUAAUGCGUAUCGAACUAACGAAUUCUGUCCGAAUAACGACUACGAUAAGACUGGUUUUAUCAUUCGUCCUAUAUUUAGAAAAACGCGUUAAACAUAGACAUGAUAAUGAUAAUAGCGUUAACACGUAUCUUCGUUAUUCGACGUUGAUCGUUACCACUAACCGUUUUUCGACAUGGGACUUUUGCUGCUAGACAGAGUUUAUUAACGUUAUUGGCAUCGAUUAAUAGGGUGUGAAAAAAUGAUGGAAGAGAGAAGGAAAAAGAAAAGAGAAAGAUAGGAAAAAUGGGAAUGGAGAAGCGUGGUUAAACAGUAUGUUUUCUGUUCCAAAGAUGCGUAGUGUCGUUGUUGUCAUCGUUAAAGCGUAUCGUAUAAGGAAUAUCAAGAGAAUAAUUAAAUUGUUCGCGCUCAAGCAUACCGUUAAUCUAUUUAUCGGUGAGAAAUAACUAUCGAACGUGUUUGCCUGCUUCAAAUCACUAGGGAUUUUCGGUGAUGAUCUCUAAACACUUGAUUGUAUGUACGAAAUAACUUCGAUAUCGACUAACGUAUUGAUUUCUUUGUCUACGACUGUGAUAUAAAUAUAUUUGUAUAGUUACAUUUACGUAAUAUGUAUCCGCAUUGGUUAAUCAUUUUGAUAUGUAAGUUUACGACCAUCGUUUCGCAUGUAAUAAUUAUGCUAAUAAAUAGUAAGUUUACGUAAUA
Messenger RNA from Bombus impatiens (common eastern bumble bee), 4131 nucleotides. RefSeq lists its product as uncharacterized. The coding region runs from base 1536 to 2399 and encodes 287 amino acids. Gene Ontology annotation, molecular function: RNA polymerase II cis-regulatory region sequence-specific DNA binding; DNA-binding transcription factor activity, RNA polymerase II-specific. The record is from RefSeq and is a predicted model, not a curated record. Gene Ontology annotation, cellular component: nucleus. Gene Ontology annotation, biological process: regulation of transcription by RNA polymerase II. NCBI's taxonomy places the organism in Eukaryota, Metazoa, Arthropoda, Insecta, Hymenoptera, Apidae. The transcript has 4 exons.